Molecule: messenger RNA, 650 nt
Organism: Trichogramma pretiosum
Lineage: Eukaryota; Metazoa; Arthropoda; Insecta; Hymenoptera; Trichogrammatidae
Product: histone H2B
Exons: 1
Coding region: 41-415 (124 amino acids)
Cellular component (GO): nucleosome
Molecular function (GO): protein heterodimerization activity; structural constituent of chromatin; DNA binding
Source: RefSeq, a predicted model, not a curated record
UCUUUCGUAUUCACCGAAUCCGUAAAGAGACUCCUCUGCAAUGGCACCGAAAACCAGUGGUAAAGCCGUCAAGAAGUCUGGCAAAGCCCAGAAAAACAUCUCCAAGAGCGACAAGAAAGGCAAGAAGAAGAGGAGGAAGGAAAGUUACGCCAUCUACAUCUACAAGGUCUUGAAGCAGGUUCACCCUGACACCGGUGUGUCCUCCAAGGCCAUGAGCAUCAUGAACAGCUUCGUCAAUGACAUCUUUGAGCGCAUCGCCGCUGAAGCUUCCCGUUUGGCUCAUUACAACAAGAGAUCGACCAUCACCUCCCGGGAGAUCCAAACUGCCGUCAGGCUUCUGUUGCCUGGUGAGCUUGCCAAGCACGCCGUUUCUGAAGGCACCAAAGCCGUAACCAAGUACACCAGCUCGAAGUAAAUUACCUUGCUCUUUUGAUCCACCUAAACAAUCGGCCUUUCUCAAGGCCACCACAAACUAACGAGGACUAAACUAAAUUUGCCACGAACAUUACGAGAUAAUUUUUAUCUUGAAAUUCAUUGGAAUUAUUUUACAAUCUUCAAUCCCUUUUUCAACCUUGAUUAAAUUAUUUUUAGACCACGGAGAAUGAAAUACAUCAUACUUGCAGCAAAAAAAAGACCCGACGCUCGUUCUA